Galeopterus variegatus (Sunda flying lemur) is the source of this 1224-nucleotide messenger RNA. RefSeq lists its product as uncharacterized. The transcript is spliced from 5 exons. NCBI's taxonomy places the organism in Eukaryota, Metazoa, Chordata, Mammalia, Dermoptera, Cynocephalidae. The record is from RefSeq and is a predicted model, not a curated record. The coding region runs from base 1 to 1224 and encodes 407 amino acids.
AUGCUGGAGCUGGCUCUAGCUCUGGAGCUGGGGCAGGACGCCGUGCUGGAGCUGACUCUAGCUCUGGAGCUGGUGCAGGACCCCGUGCUGGAGGUGGCUCUAGCUCUGGAGCUGGGGCAGGACCCCAUGCUGGAGCUGGCUCUAGCUCUGGAGCUGGGGCAGGACGCCGUGCUGGAGCUGACUCUAGCUCUGGAGCUGGUGCAGGACCCCGUGCUGGAGGUGGCUCUAGCUCUGGAGCUGGGGCAGGACCCCAUGCUGGAGCUGGCUCUAGCUCUGGAGCUGGGGCAGGACGCCGUGCUGGAGCUGACUCUAGCUCUGGAGCUGGUGCAGGACCCCGUGCUGGAGGUGGCUCUAGCUCUGGAGCUGGGGCAGGACCCCAUGCUGGAGCUGGCUCUAGCUCUGGAGCUGGGGCAGGACGCCGUGCUGGAGCUGACUCUAGCUCUGGAGCUGGUGCAGGACCCCGUGCUGGAGGUGACUCUAGCUCUGGAGCUGGUGCAAGACCCCGUGCUGGAGGUGGCUCUAGCUUUGCAGCCUCCCUGCCUCCACAGGCUGUGGUGCUGUGUAGAGGCUUGGGAAGACCGCAGUGAACAAGCACAGUCCCCGCUGUUCUGGAGCUGGCCUGAGCAGGGGUUAAAUGAGGGAACACAGGUCUCAGGCAUGUGGUCUGAGGUCAUUGCAGAACUGCGCUUGGAUGGGCAGGUCAUGUACAAGUUCUUGUCCAGCAGCUCAGGACCAGCCCGGGUGGGGCCUGUGGUGGAAAGAUAUGAUGACCCCGACUGUGCAGUGUAUAAUCGUGACAGCAACUACCGCAGUGAGACAAGCAGUAGCAUCCCGCCCCCCUAUUCCACCACAUCGCAGCCCAACGCCUCAGUCCAUCAGUAUUCCGUCCGUCCACCACCCCUGGGUUCCGGGAAUCCUACACUGGACUCGGCCACCUCCAUCUCAGCCAGUUGCAGCCAGGAGGCAGACUCCAUCAAGCCAGGGGACAGCCUGCCCACUUCCCAGUCCUACUGCCGACCUACCCACAGCACCAUCAGCUACAGCGGGGAUCCCGCAGCUGGCUACCAGUACAGCCAGUACAGCCAGAGUGCCAGAAGUCCAGGAACCACACUUCAACACUCCCUUGCCAGCAGGGUGCUACCAAUAAAAUGUACUCAUGUGAAAUCUGGGAGGUGGAGAGGAGGUAGAAGCCAUCCUCUACAGAAGCAGACAUGCAUGCUCUAG